UGAUUAGGCUCAUUAACAGAAGAUAGCCCAGAGGGAGUUAUCUCUGAGUCAGGCGGCAGGACAAUGAUGGGCCAUGAACAGAAAGAUGGUCUGGGUGGAGGAGGCAAGGAAACACUGCCCCACCUGAUUUCAACACCUCAUGAGGAUGGUGAUAGAAUACACUGCAACCCAGGACAGCUCUCCAGAGAACCCUGUGUACGCGGGGGAAGGGCUGAACCUGGUGGCUCUGCUUGACCUGUCACCAGCAGCCGGGGAAUAUUUGGGUGCACCGUGGAGGUGGCAGAAUGUUGCUGGUAGAAGCCCCCUGUGAGGUCACAAAGCCAGGCCCUGGUGUGCAGUGUAGGUUGGGUGUCACGGGCUUCAGCAGCAGUGGCAGGAGCAGCAGCAGCUGCAUCAUGGUGCAGGCACGGUGGGCCCUAACUCUCGUCCUCCUCCUGGUGGCCCUCCCAGCCCAGGAUGCUGGGGCUGCUCCACGGCAGGCACAGGCAGUGGGUAGGUGGGCAGGCCAGGGCCAGCACCCAGCUCUGACAGAUCCUGAUGAGCAACAGCAACUUGGAAUUCAGCUGACACACUUUCUCUCUAAAACACCCGAGCGUGAGGCUGUGCCUCAGGAGGAAGCACCUCAGGAAGGCCGUCAGGCAGUGCCAGUCCCUGAGGAAAACACCAGGGCCUUUCACACAACGAGUGUGUCAGGUCCAGAGUAUCAAGAUGGAAGGAGACAAUCUUCCCUGGAGACAUCCAAAGUGCUACAUGAAAUCCUGAGGGAGAUGAGGGUGAUACUAGCAGGUGUGAAGAGCCUGAGCCUCAACAGCGCUGUCAGCAGGAGAUCCACCAGCACUGGGAAUGGCAGAGCAGACCCAGCCGAUGAGGAUGAUGAUGAGGAUGAUGAUGUGGAUGGUGGGGCAAAGCCAUACCUUGUAGUGGGCAGGGCAGACCCAAAUGCCGUGGAUGCUGAUAAUUUCCAGAAGUACUGCAUCGAAGGCAUCGUGGCGGUCCUUGGCUCGAUGCUGCUGGGAAUGGUGCUGUGUUGUGUACUCCACGUGUGGAGGAAGAGGAGAAAGCGCCUCGCAGCUUCCAAAGCCAGUUUGGAGCGCCCAGACAGCCGGACAGAAGCCAGCAGAAUAUUUGCAGGAGUAUAAAUAAAGAUCAGCAGCACAAUCAACUGUGUUUUUCUGGCAGCAAACUCCCAUGAGUGCGACUACACCCUUCAGAACCCUGGGGGUCCCCUGGCUUCUGAGGGGGUGUGGGGGGCCCCACGACACCACUGAAUCUAACUUGCCACUGAUUCUAAUUUUUUCUAAUUUGAUUUUCACUGCAUGAUCCAUGCUGUAAGCAAUACAGUGACCCCGGACAUCACAA
Corvus hawaiiensis (hawaiian crow) is the source of this 1359-nucleotide messenger RNA. RefSeq lists its product as uncharacterized. Bases 285 to 1139 code for a protein of 284 amino acids. The record is from RefSeq and is a predicted model, not a curated record. NCBI's taxonomy places the organism in Eukaryota, Metazoa, Chordata, Aves, Passeriformes, Corvidae. The transcript is spliced from 4 exons.